AUGCGCACACGAUGUCGGUAUAUUUUCCUGAUCGCAAUAGUGGUCCUUCUGCUACUUAUCACGUUUUCAGAAAUAUAUAACAAUGUGAGUGACGUUGAGGAAUUUACCAAUUCUGAAGAGAAUCGUAAACCAGACACUGGAAAUAAGCCAAACCAUGGUUCAGUUAGCAAUGAUUUGUCCAGUCUACCUACAUGUGAGGACAAAUCCCCUGACUGUCUCUUCUACCAAAGUCGUCUUAAAAUUUGCAAUGAUAUAGAGGCUGUUCGGAAAAUGGGUUGUUAUAAAACAUGCAGCGUAUGUGCUAUGAAAAGCCAAGAAAAGGUAGAGCUAAACCUUGCAGAGACAAAGAAUGCCGAAUUACCGCGUCCCAUUAUCAAACUUCAAGAAUUGGUAAAUGGGACAACGAUAUCGACAUCCGGUAAUCCAGCUUUUUUGUCUGCGGAUUUUUUACAUGGGUAUUUAACAUGCAAGUUUGAUGGGCUGGACAAAGAAACUCUGUUUAACUUGAUCGGAACACAUACUACAACUCCUUUCAAGAUUUGUUUGAAAAAAGGAACAAGUAACACAAAUGGAACGGUAUUACAGACUUGUUUGAAACUCCUACAGGAUAAAUGUGAAUCCAGCAAAGUACGCGUAGUUAAAACAAUCCGUGUAAGAAUGAGGACUACCGUUGAUUUACUACUGCAAAAGAUUCCUGGAUUAAAAGUGAUACACUUAUUUCGUGACCAGAGACCGCGACUUCUUUCUGCGGAAAGCACUCCCUUCAUGUUAGCUUAUACCUUACAAAAAACAGCGAAAUUGGAAUGUUCUGACACCUAUGAUGACAUAGAUAUACAAACAGCGCUGAAAAAACAACAUCCUGACCAAAUAAAAACUCUUUUGUACGAGAGGCUAGCUGAAUAUCCUCUCGAUAUAGCGAGGCGCAUAUUUAAUUUUCUUGGUUUACCAUUAACAAAAAUGUCGAUUGAUAAGAUUCAGAGUAUGACAUCUUCAACAAAUGAACUUAAUUGUCCUUUUUGUACGGAAAAAAACGAUUCUGCAAAAACCGCGCAUGCAUGGAGAACUAAAAAGUCUCAAGAUUUCUUAAAAAUUAAAAUGAUAGAGGAAGCAUGUGAAAAGGUUCAAAAAGCACUUGGUUACGUACCUGUGAAUAACAUGGUCGAGCUGAGGAAUAUUUCGGUAAGUCUUAGAGUCGAUACUGCUUUCACUGCUGAUGUGCUAUAG
Messenger RNA from Ylistrum balloti, 1224 nucleotides. RefSeq lists its product as uncharacterized. Gene Ontology annotation, molecular function: N-acetylglucosamine 6-O-sulfotransferase activity. The transcript has 6 exons. The coding region runs from base 1 to 1224 and encodes 407 amino acids. The record is from RefSeq and is a predicted model, not a curated record. Lineage: Eukaryota; Metazoa; Mollusca; Bivalvia; Pectinida; Pectinidae. Gene Ontology annotation, biological process: N-acetylglucosamine metabolic process; sulfur compound metabolic process.